AAAGCAUUGAAAGUAUGUUUAUAAUUGAGUGCAUGUAAUGUGUUUGGAGUGUAGACUGAAAUAAGUGUUUAUUUGACAACAAAUAUGUCUGACUUAUGAAUUGUUAUGAGUUUUGAAAUAAAAUCAUUUAUUUAUUUAUUUAUUUGUUAAUUGUGUUGUGUUUGUGACCAUUAAGAGGAUGUCAUCCGAUGAAGACUACGAUACGGUGACGACCGGUCGCGAUGACGGCGAAAGACAUUCACGCAAUAGUAUGGCCUCCAGUCUGACAUCAAUAUUGUUCGGCAAUAUCGACGCCGACGGCAAUCUUGUCGACGAUAUCUUUGACGAGACAUCCAAAAGACACUUAUCGUCAAUCAAAUCACAUUUGUUAUCAUAUAUACCAUUCAAUGAUAUCGUAGAUGAAGACGACGAUUACGAAAGUGGAGCCGAAGAGAGUGACAGUACUCGAGAGUCGACCCCAAGAAAAACAGAGGACAAUGACUAUAAUACUAGUGAUAAUAAAGUGAAUGGUCUUAACAAUGAUGUCAAUGAUAGUAGUGGUCAACGACGACAAAGACGUAAUAGUAUUGACAGCAGUUAUGGUUCACAGAGUCAGUCAAACCAAUUGGACACAAAUGAUCGUAAAUCAGAUGACUACGAUUUUAGCAACAAAUCUCCGACUGCUGUCGACUAUUCGGAUAUUAAUGAAUUGGUAGACGUGAGCGCUGAUGAGGAAAAAUCAUUUGAAGAGUCACUCAAACUUUCGACACAAUUAUUUAAAACAAAGACUGACGAAGACGACGAUUAUGAUACACCCGAUGUCACGGAAGUCAAAGUGGACAGCGAUGGCUUUAAAAUACCCGAUAAAGCUAUUAGUUCUAUAAAGCGUGAAUUGCAAACUAAUCUGUCAGCUCUACAAUUAAAUAAUAUAAAUAAUUUAAAUAAUAAUAAUUUAAACAAUGCUAAUAACGAAUCAAAAGAAUUAUCAGAACAAAAAUCUAAAAAAUUGGACACUCCUUUGGCCGCAAUGUUGCCAACAAAAUAUGUCGAUCUCGAUGUUUCCGAACUAUUCCCCGAAUUUCGGUCGAACAAAGUUUUACGAUUUUCCCGUUUGUUUGGUCGCGGAAAACCAUCGAGUCUUCCACAGCUUUGGAAAGGAGUUAAAAAUAAGAGAAAAAGGAAAUUAUUUGAUACUUUAGUAAAUAGACGAUCGUCUGAAUCAGAUGACAGCUUAUCAGAUGAAGACUCUAAAUGGAAAUUUAAUUUCGCACCGACACCACCACCAGAAAUGAUUGAAGAGGAUGACGAAGAAAAGCUUAAGAGACCUCUUGAGCUUAAAAAUUAUAGCGGAAGACAAGAAAAUGACUCGAAAGAUGAAUCGAAUCAAAAUGUUGCCGAUUGGAGGUACGGACCGGCACAGUACUGGUACGACAAUUUGAAUGUACCAGAAAAUGGAGACGGUUUUGAUUAUGGGUUCAAAGUCGGCAAACAGGACACUUCAGAUGAUGAAGAAGCAUAUAAUGGUGACAAUGAAAAUAGUAUUGAUUCAGACGAUGCUUAUCAUAUGGUAACACAAGUGCAAUGGGAAAAUGACAUCAUUUGGAAUGGCGAUGAAAUAAAGUCCAAAGUUUUGGCCAAAUUGAACGAUAAGAAUCACGCGGCCGGUUGGGUACCGUCUGGUCUUAACAGAACAGCUUCGGCAUUCACUCAACAUUUACGUGGAAGUGUUCCGCCGACGCCGACAAUUAAUAAACCAAUUAUUGCGAGUAACAAAAAAGGGGAUAACAAAAAAAUUGAGAUUCAGGAACCACCCGACAAUACCUGGUAUUCUAUAUUUCCCGUUGAAAAUGAGGAAUUAGUUUAUGGAAAUUGGGAGGAAGAAGUAAUAUGGGAUCCGGAAAACAUUUACAAAGUACCGGAACCAAGAAUAUUGACUCUCGACCCCAACGAUGAAAAUAUUGUUCUCGAUAUUCCCGAUGAUAUCGACCCGAACGCUGAACCACAGAAAACAGCUAUAACUCCAAAAGAGAAGAAAGUGAUGGUCAAGAAAUCACGACUUAUUUUAGGCAAAGCUGGUGUUAUUGCUGAACCAGAGAUGGCGAGUCCACCAUCACCUAUAAAUGAAGAGAAAGAUCCUUUCAAUAUAUCAAACGAUGAAUACUAUAAUCCAAAACUGGCCACCGAUGCCGCUCUUAAAACCAAUGUUGGAGCUAAUCUUAUUCAGCACUCUAUUCCAGCUCUCGAAUUAAGACAACCGUUUUUUCCAACAUUUUUAAAUUAUCAAAGAUUACGUGCGUUUCAUAGACCAGCUCUUAAACGAUAUUCUCACGGAGCUAUAGCUGAUUCUUUACCACACGGUGUGGUUCCACUCCUUAAGCAUAUCAAACGAAAGGCGAAAAUGAGAGAACAGGAAAGGAUUGCCAGCGGUGGCGGAGAUAUGUUUUUUAUGAGAAAACCCGAUGACUUGACCGGUAAAGAUGGGGAACUCAUACUUUGUGAGUACUCGGAAGAGCACCCGCCACUUAUGAUGCAAGUGGGAAUGGCCACUAAAGUCAAAAAUUAUUAUAAACGGAAAUUAGGAAAGGACCCGGGUCCUCCUGUAUAUAAAUAUGGAGAAAAAGCAUACUUUUCGAAAUCACCAUUUCUCGGCAAUUUAUCUCCGGGACAAUCACAACAAACACUAGAAAACCAUUUAUUCAGAGCUCCUAUAUAUGAACACCAAUUACCAGAAACAGAUUUUCUUAUCAUAAGAACCAGAGAAAGUUACCACAUUCGUGAAGUGGAAACCAUUUAUACUGUCGGUCAAGAAUUACCUCUUUAUGAAGUUCCCGGACCUAACUCUAAAAAAUCUAAUAAUUUUAUUCGUGACUUUUUACAAGUAUUUAUCUAUCGGUUAUUUUGGAAGAGCACAGACACUCCUCGUAGGAUUAAAAUGGAGGACAUAAAGAAAGCGUUUCCUUCACAUUCAGAAAGUUCAAUACGUAAACGUCUUAAGCUAUGUGCAGACUUUAAAAGAACAGGUAUGGAUUCCAAUUGGUGGGUAUUAAAACCAGAGUUUAGAUUACCAUCAGAAGAUGAGAUACGGGCUGUAGUGUCUCCAGAGGCUUGUUGUGCCUACUAUUCAAUGAUAGCGGCCGAACAAAGACUUAAAGACGCCGGUUAUGGCGAAAAGUUUAUGUUUGCACCCGAAGAUAAUGAUGAUGAAGACGUUCAAAUCAAAAUGGAUGACGAAGUGAAGGCCGCACCUUGGAAUACAACCCGUGCUUUCAUAGCUGCUAUGAAUAAAAAAUGUUUAUUACAGUUGGUUGGAGUGGCCGAUCCUACCGGUUGUGGGGAAGGCUUUUCUUAUGUCAGAAUUCCUAAUAAACCACAACAAACAAAGGAAGACAAUCAGAAAGAGGCAGCGCCUAAAAAGACAGUUACGGGAACUGAUGCCGAUCUCAGAAGAUUACCAUUAAAUAAGGCCAAACAGCUGUUGAGAAAUUCGGGUAUUUCUGAUGAAUUUAUAAAGAAGUUGUCGCGUUGGGAAGUGAUAGAUGUUGUGAGGACACUAUCCACAGAACAGGCCAAACAACAGGGCGAGGAAACGGGUGAUGUCAUGAGUAAGUUUGCCCGCGGAAACAGAUUUAGUAUUGCAGAACAUCAGGAAAGAUAUCUGGAAGAAUGUCAACGAGUAUUUGAACUCCAAAACCGUAUUCUUUCUUCAAGAGAGGAGUUAUCUACAGAUGAAGAUGAAAGUGAAGAAGAAGACUCAGAUAUCGAAGAAAUGGGCAAAAAUAUAGAGUCAAUGUUAGCCAACAAAAAGACUAGUCAUGAUCUCAGACGUGAGAGAGAAGAAGCUGAAAGACGAGAACUCAAGAAACUUAUUAUGGGUGAGGAGUCCAAUCAAGGAGAGCCGUCAUCCAAAAGGAAAAAGCUGGACAAUCGUGACGAUGACACCGAUGAUGCCGUUAGUCUGAGCUCACAGGCCGGUCGUAUACUUAAAAUAUAUCGAACUUUUGUUAACGCCGAAGGAAAAGAGUACGUCCGCAUUGAGACUGUCCGCAAACCAGCAGUUAUUGAUACAUAUGUUCGCAUUCGCACCACAAAAGACGAUACAUUUAUUAAACAAUUUGCCACUGCUUUGGAUGACCAACAGAAAGAAGAAAUUCGACGCGAAAGACGACGAAUACAGGAACAGUUAAGACGAUUAAAGCGUAAUCAGGAAAAAGAUAAAUUAGCUAAUAGUUUACGACAACAAAUGGGUAUACAAACGAAUACCAAUGAAUUUUCAACUAUUUUUUCGUCUCCCACUACACCCACUGUAACACCAACUAAAUCACCGAAAGAGCCGAAGAUUAAGAGAAUUAAGAAAGAAAAAGAACUGAAUGUUAAACUUAAAUGUGGAGCCUGUGGUGCAGUCGGACACAUGAGAACCAACAGAGCCUGUCCUUUGUUUAAGGGCACUGAUAUUGUACCUCCAGUUCAGGUGGCGAUGACUGAUGAACAACUAGAAGAAGAAGAAAGACUUGUAUUAAAUGAAGACCAUUUGGUUAAAGUGGAUGAAACAAAAGUGGUUCUCUCGAAAUCACUUAUUAAACAUAUGGACGAAGUUAAGAGUAAGGCGUUAAAACUGAAAAUACCUAAACAAGCGUUGGCUAUGAAACGCAAACGACGGGUCGGUACUGCUGACCACUGCGAUUAUCUACAAAAACCUGAUUAUAAAUCUGCGAAUCGGCGACGAACUGAUCCAUUGGUAACUUUGUCGGGCAUUUUAGAAGAGAUACUCAACGAAAUGCGAGACUUACCCGACACAACAUUGUUUCAUUGUCCGGUCAACGCUAAGAUGGUUCCCGAUUAUUAUAAAUUAAUCCAAAAUCCAAUGGAUUUGCAAACAAUGCGGAGUAAGAUUCGCGAGAAGAAGUAUACCUGUAGGGAUGACUUUCUUCAAAAUGUUAAUCAAAUUAUUGAAAACUCUAAACUUUAUAACGGAAUAAAUCAUGCAUUGACUGCAACCUCACAGAAAAUGAUGGAUUUGUGUCUCAAGAGGUUUAAAGACAUGGAAGAAAAGUUAAUGCGAAUCGAAAAGGCUAUCAAUCCAUUGCUCGACGAUAACGAUCAGGUCGCCUUAUCUUAUAUUCUCGAGACAAUUAUUGAACAAAAACUAAAGACAAUACCCGAGUCGUGGCCUUUUCAUAAACCGGUUGACAAGAAAUUUGUUAAAAACUAUUAUGAAGUGAUUGAAACUCCAAUUUCAUUGGAAGCGAUAGAAAAGUCAAUAAAACAACAUAAAUAUCAAUCACGUACUCAAUUCUUAGACGACAUUGAGCUUAUGUUUCGUAAUAGUGAGCGAUAUAACGGAGCCGACAGUCAAUUCACAAAAAAGGCAAAAGAAAUACUGGAAACGGCAAAGGAAUACAUUAAUGUUUACGACGAACAGCUCAUAGUUUAUGAACAGGCAAUCAUUGACGCAAAAGAGAGAGCUCUCGAUGACGCAGACAAUGAUUCUGUUGUUACCGGUAUGUCUAAAGACGGCGCUGAAGAUAUGUCUUCAACUCGUCCACCUUCUUCAGCAGCACUUAGUUUUGGUGAUAGAGAAGGAGAUAAUGCUUUUGAUGAUUUUGAUGAGAACAGUGAGUCUAAUAUUAUGGAUACUAAAGAGCCCCGAAGCUCUUUGGCUAAUGACCUGGACAUGAGUCCAGAUAAUAGUGAUAACGAGGAAAUGGAAAUCGUAGCGAAUGUUAACAAUAAUAAUGAUAACGAUGAAGAUGUUAUAGACGAGAGUUACGAUCCGUCAGAGUUUUUACUCGAAAGGUUUGCUCAGCCAAAGACAUCUCAAACCCAAAUGAAAAGCCAUCCAUAUUCUCAAUUGUCGCCAAACUUUUCAUCUUCGAUGCCAUUUUCAGUCAAACAUUCUUCGGCAGUAAAUAUAUCUCAAGAUUUAGCCGUUUCUGACGACUCAGACUCUGAUAAUAAUAAUAAUAAUAAUAAUACUAAUAAUAACACUAAUAAUAAUAAUAAUAAUAAUAAUAAUAAUAAUAAUCAAUCAAACGAUAUGCAAACUACUGAUGAUCACAACGACGAAGACAAUGAUCUCUGGUUUUAA
This is a messenger RNA of Oppia nitens, 6064 nucleotides long. RefSeq names its product transcription initiation factor TFIID subunit 1-like (gene Taf1). Gene Ontology annotation, cellular component: transcription factor TFIID complex. Gene Ontology annotation, molecular function: TBP-class protein binding; histone acetyltransferase activity; RNA polymerase II general transcription initiation factor binding. The coding region runs from base 179 to 6064 and encodes 1961 amino acids. The record is from RefSeq and is a predicted model, not a curated record. Lineage: Eukaryota; Metazoa; Arthropoda; Arachnida; Sarcoptiformes; Oppiidae. The transcript has 11 exons. Gene Ontology annotation, biological process: transcription by RNA polymerase II; RNA polymerase II preinitiation complex assembly.